Messenger RNA from Coccomyxa subellipsoidea C-169, 366 nucleotides. RefSeq lists its product as hypothetical. The record is from RefSeq and is a predicted model, not a curated record. Lineage: Eukaryota; Viridiplantae; Chlorophyta; Trebouxiophyceae; Coccomyxaceae. Bases 1 to 366 code for a protein of 121 amino acids. The transcript has 3 exons.
AUGGCAUUGCAGCAUCAGGAGGAGGGCACCAUCUGCGCAACCAGCCAGCAGCAAAGCAGAACCAAUGGGGAUGAAGAGAGCAGCGGCAGCGAGUGCUGGACACCAAAAGUGGGUUGGUACAGGAGCGCUUCUCAAUCUGGCAGCAAGGACAAGGCCUCAGUCAGGAACGAUACACCAAUUGACAUUGUGCAGCAUCGGGCCCACCUCGACAUUCUCAAGGUCAAUGCAGGAGCUUCACCUGCCGCCAUCAGGCGGGCCUUUCUCAGGAGGGCAGUGGAGGAGCAUCCAGACAAGGGUGGAUCGGCCGAGGCGUUCGCGCAAGUGCAGGCUGCUUACCGCGCCCUCAGCAUGCAUGCAGGCCCGUGA